Molecule: messenger RNA, 912 nt
Organism: Drosophila ficusphila
Lineage: Eukaryota; Metazoa; Arthropoda; Insecta; Diptera; Drosophilidae
Product: seminase-like
Exons: 2
Coding region: 25-855 (276 amino acids)
Biological process (GO): proteolysis
Molecular function (GO): serine-type endopeptidase activity
Source: RefSeq, a predicted model, not a curated record
AGAGCUCUUCACUCCUCAUAUGCAAUGCAACGCCUACUGGCCUUUUGCUUGUUGGUCGCCACUCUGUUCAGAAUAGAUGUCCUUGCCCAGAAAGUUAAUACCACCAUCGAUGUGGAUAAGCUGGCCAAGAUAGUACUGCCUUCCGUAUUUCAAACGCGAGUCGUUGGUGGUCAUGUAACCACAAAUGAAAAGCUUGGCGGCUACUUAAUGUCUUUGCGAUAUUUCAAGGAAUUCGUCUGCGGGGGAACACUUAUUCACGAUCUUAUUGUCCUGACUGCGGCACAUUGCUUCCUGGGUCGUCCAAAAACGAACGAAUGGAUAGCGGCCGGCGGAACCUCCAAGCUAAGUGAAGCGGGUAUCCAACGUGAGUUCAGGGAUAUCGUCAGAUCCGCUGAGUUUCGGGAAGAUACCAUGCACAUGGAUGUGGCGCUGGUUCGGCUAAAAAGCCCCAUGAAAGGCAAGGGUAUCGGAAAGCUGUCCCUGUGCUCCACCACCCUGAAGCGCGGACUUGAGUUGGUGGUUUCGGGCUGGGGGAUGACCCAUGAAAACGCCAGUGGUGCACAUAAUUUGCUGCACACAGCCGUAGUGCCGGUUAUAGACAGGAGAAAAUGUCGUAGUGCCUAUCACCCUACUGUGACAUUAACAGACAGCAUGUUUUGCGCCGGAUUGAAGGGGAAAAAAGAUGCAUGCACUUUCGACUCCGGCGGUCCGUUGGUUUACAAAAAGCAGGUCUGCGGCAUCGUAUCCUUUGGACUCGGAUGUGCCAGCGAACGUUACCCUGGCGUCUAUACGGACAUUAAUUACGUGAAGCCCUUUAUCGAAAAGUCUAUGAAGGAGUUGCUUGCAAAUCUUUAAACAAAUUCUUUGAAUCAUGUAGAGAAAAUAAACUAUUACCAUUUAUUAAUAACUGAA